This is a messenger RNA of Paramecium pentaurelia, 1084 nucleotides long. NCBI's taxonomy places the organism in Eukaryota, Ciliophora, Oligohymenophorea, Peniculida, Parameciidae. The record is from the annotation of a GenBank genome assembly.
AUGGAAGAAAUUGACAAACAUAUAUAUGAUUAUAAUUUCCAUCAACUCAGACUCCUAAUGUAAUAUCCAUCCAAAUAAAAUUACAUGUAUCAAUUCAUUCAAUCCAACCCUAAUUGGUUUCUCAACAUCUAAUUUGAACAAAUCAAUUUCCUAUACUUUUAAUAAUGGCUUACUAAUUUCAUCACUGCCAAUCAAGUUAAUGCCUAAUUCAUCCUCCUCCAUUUUCAAAUCCAACCUUAUAAAUUAACCCUUUUAAAUUCUCAAGAUCUUAAAAUCCAUAAAGCUUACCUAAUAUUCAUACACAACAUGACCAAAAACUAAAUUGAUAAAUAAUAUUUCUUAUUUCAAUCCUUUUUUACAGAUCUCAACAUUUAAAUCAUUAGAAAAUCACUAACUACUCAAACCUAAGAAUGUUUAGAAUGGGUAACUUAUUCCUUUGUUAAUAUAUUUCAUGAAACAUAUCAACAAUCCUAUUUGCAAUUACUUUACGACAAUAAUAUAGAACUAUUAGAUUUCAUCUUUCAAUUACUAUAAAAAACUAUUGAUGAUAAAGUCUAUCCAUCUCUUAUACAUAAUUAUGUCCCUAAAAGUUAUGAUAUUAAAGAAUUAUAUUCUAAUCAAAAUAAGUAAUAAUUUUAAAUACUAUUUUAAUAGAAUAGGCAUAUAACUUAGUGUUCCAGAUCUACAAUUCAUUAUGGAAUCUGAUUUCCCUCUAAUACAAAAAUUUAAGUUUUAUUCACUUAUAACUUUUAUGGGUGGUUACAAUUCAGAAAUCCAAGCUUUGUUUUAUCCUAAGGAAUUUAGAGAAGCCUUAUAUUAACUUAGUAAAUAGUAAGAAGAUGAGCUCAUUUCUAUUUUCCUAAGAUUUAUUGCUAAUAUGGUUCAUAUUAAUAAAACUGUUUGGGAAGAACUUAAAAAUAAUUGUAUUUUGAUAUAUUAAUAUUUUUUAGUAAAUUCCUUAAAACCAAUUAUUCAUUUUACUAAUGUUCAUAAUAUACAUUAAUAAAGGGAAUGGGCAACUUUAAUCAUUAGAAAUCUUUGUGAUUGCGAUGAAUUAAGAGAUUUUCUCCAAAAUUAUAAAUGA